This is a messenger RNA of Camelina sativa (false flax), 1993 nucleotides long. The record is from RefSeq and is a predicted model, not a curated record. NCBI's taxonomy places the organism in Eukaryota, Viridiplantae, Streptophyta, Magnoliopsida, Brassicales, Brassicaceae.
AAAGCUUCUGAACAUUUCGUGUGCCAUUCAUGAGCUUCGCCACAUUACUAAACCGAAGAGAAACAGCUUCCCCAUCCAUCUUCACAUUACUAAAAAAAUUAGGUAAUGGAUAGUCUUUUGCAACACGAUCAGAGAAGCAAACAAGAGUUGGUGUAUCAAAUGAACAAACACUGAAUCUAUUUUUUAAGGGUCUUUGAGUGUUUACACUUGACACGGUCUCAUUCUAAUUCGAAUCACACCUACAUUAUUCCUAAUUUAUAAAAAGGCUAGCUUUGGUAAGCAAAAAAUGAUUAGUAUUGCUGAGUGGAUCCAUCCAGAGUUAAGUUGUCCGCGUUGCCAAACAAAUGUGUCUGGCUUAAUAAUCUCUUAAAACCUCCCGCCUCGCCUCCCUUCGCCGCCGUACACACUCGACAGACUACGAACGACGGUGGCCCAAAUCUCCCGCCCGUAAAUUUCUAUCUCCACCUGUUACUGAAGAUAAAAAAGAUGGAGAACACUAGGAACAUUAAGCAAGAAGCACCACCGUCUCUUCCUCCAGGGAUCUUCGAGAUACCUGGAGAGCCUGCUGUUGUUAUCAAUGGUGUACCUGAUGAACCUCAAACAGAUUGUAUGGUUCCCAAAGACGAACCAGUAUCAUCAUCAUCAUCAAGUGGCAAUGUAGGAAGCGGCGAAUGGCUCGAGGGUAGACAAGUUCGCAAGUUUUUCUUGGGUCACUACUAUUCUGGUGUGGUGACAAAGUUCGACAAACAAUCUGGUUGGUAUAGAGUUGAGUAUGAAGAUGGGGAUUCUGAAGAUCUUGACUGGUCUGAGCUUGAAGAAGUACUUGUACCUUUGGAUGUUAUUGUCCCUUUGAGGUCAAUCUCGUUGCAGAUCAUCAAGAAUCGACAUAUGCAGGCCCAAUCUUAUGGAUACGCGCCACAGCGCUAGACCAAGAACUCCAACACGAAAGCGGUCUGCUUGUUUGUUGCUCAGAGGUGAAUAUGGUGAAACAGGAGCAAAGAGAUGCCCUGAAAAGCAAAACGAAGAUUAUGUCCACAUCAAUGGAGGUCUGUUUUUAGAACGUUGCAUGGCUAGCUGUAGUACACCGAGAAAAUAUGUUAUCAAAACAUUUUGUGCUUUCAAUCAAUAACUCUGUUAUUGAGUAUAAAUUAUGCGAUUACUUCCACACAAAAAAAAACACAAUCACUUUUCACUCAUAUAGCCUGAAAGAUAAGUUCAGCCAGCGACCAUCUUCCCCAUGGCUAGCCUUCUUCUUUCUCUGUUCUCAGCUCUUCUUCUGUCAGCCACCAUUACAGAAUGCGAAGCUUACUCAAAAACAGUGAAGGCGCCAUAUCCAGGACCUAAACCAGAGAAGCUAACUCACCUCCACUUCUACUUCCACGUCAUUGACUCCGGAAACAAACCAACUGAUGUGCUAGUCGCUAAAGGUCCCACAACAAACUCCUCUGCAACCAACUUUGGUUUGGUUGCAAUCGAUGACGAUCCAUUGACGACGGGACCUGACAUAACCUCAGAGGAAAUUGGGAGAGCUCAAGGGAUGUAUGCAUCGGCUGACCAGAACAAGGUUGGUCUGCUUAUGGCAUUUAACUUUGUUUUCACCAAGGGUGAAUUUUCCGGGAGCACCAUCUCAAUGUAUGGCCGGAAUCCGAUAUUGUCAAAGGUGAGAGAGAUGCCAAUCGUCGGAGGUACGGGGGCUUUCAGGUUCGGAAGAGGAUAUGCACAGGCCAAGACUUUUGUGUACAAUACUACCAGCGGAAAUGCUGUGAUCGUGUAUAAUGUCUAUGUUUGGCAUUAACUAUUGGCAUUUUUUUAAUGCGUUAGUUUCACCACUUUCUGUUGAAAAUCAGAUGAAAUAAUUCAAAUAAAUAUCAUGUGGGAUAAAUGGUUUCUGUUGUUGUUGUUUUUGUUGUGUAACUGUUGUUGUGUAACUGAUAUUGUGAUUUUCGUGUAAUGUAUUGUAAGUGUUAUAAAAAUUCGCAGUUUAUGUGAUGAA